AUGUCAAGAUCAACACGGCGGACCACCCGGCGCACGGCUGUAGUUGACUCAGACGACGAGCUGUCGAUGGCUUCGGUCACGCAGUUCAGCAACAAUGACGAGGAGGACGAGCUUGCACCAGACACAUCGGUCGCCUCAACAUCGACAACAACUUCCAGGAGGACAACAAGGGGCGCGCGUAAGUCGUCAGCCCCCGCUCCCGCUGCGACAACACGAGCAAGAGGCCGUCCCAAGAAGACACCCACGCCCAAACCUCAGCCCAAGUACGAGGAGAGCGCAGACGAAGACGAGCCCGAUGUCGCGGCGCGCAGGAGCUCGACCGCUAGCAGCGCUACCGUGGCCGCCGACGACGUUGACGAAGACGACCUUCUCGCCGAUGUCACCGCCGACGCCACGGUCUUGAAGUUGGAAGACCAGGUUACCCAACUCCCCUCCAUUGCUGUCCGAGCCAGCACCCCCAAGAAGCGCCAGAGUUCCGUGCCCAGUUCCUCCAAGACAAACGCCGUCCCUCCCACGCCUCAGACAUCCCAGAAACGUCCUUUUCCCAUGUCGACGCCCAUGCUGGCCACGCCCCUGACCAACAUGACCACCAGCAACCUGGAUACAGUGAAGCGGAACGAUGGCCAGACGACAAUCCGCGCAAACAAGUUCAACACGAGCAUCAUGGACAAGCCCCUUGACAUCAUGCUCAAGUCACGCACAACCGCCAUCCCCUUCAUCGAGGAGACGCCACCCAAGUCGCGUACCGUCCUCUCGUACUUGGUUCUUGAAAACUUCAAGAGUUAUGCCGGCCGCCAGGAGGUUGGCCCCUUCCACGCCUCGUUUACGUCGGUCGUCGGUCCCAACGGAUCUGGCAAGUCCAACGUUAUCGACUCUCUGCUAUUUGUAUUUGGCUUCAGGGCCAGCAAGAUGCGUCAGGGCAAGAUCUCGGCUCUUAUCCACAACUCUGCCGGGCACCCCAACCUGCCGUACUGUGAGGUUGCCGUAUACUUCAAGGAGGUCAUGGACAGGCCCGGAGGCGGAUCUGAUGACAUCCCAGACUCCCAGCUUAUCGUCUCGCGCAAGGCCUUCAAAAACAACACAAGCAAAUACUACAUCAACGGCAAGGAGUCCAACUUCACCCAGGUCACGACGCUCCUCCGUGAUCGGGGUGUCGAUCUCGACCACAAACGAUUCCUAAUCUUACAGGGUGAGGUCGAGUCGAUCGCCCAAAUGAAGCCCAAAGCCCCCAACGAGCACGACGACGGCCUUCUGGAGUACCUCGAGGACAUCAUCGGUACAUCCAAGUACAAGUCUCCCAUUGAGGAAUCUGCGGCCGAGGUCGAGGCCUUAAACGAAGUAUGCGCCGAGAAGAACGGCCGCGUGCAGCACGUCGAAAAGGAGAAGAAUAGUCUCGAGGACAAAAAGGACAAGGCCACGGCCUUUAUGCGCGACGAGAACGAUCUGUUCCUGAAGCAGUCAGCGCUAUACCAGCUCUAUAUUCACGAGUGCAAAGAAAACAUCUCCGUUACCGAAGAAGCCAUCAACCAGAUGCAGGCUCAGCUCGACGUCGAGCUCGAGAAGCACCAGGGUGGCGAGCAGACCAUCAAGGAUCUCCAGAAACAAUACGCCAAGGGCAACAAGAGCUUCGAAGUUCAGGAGAAGGAGACGCAGAGCCUGGUCAAGGAAAUGUCCAAGUUUGAACACGAGCGCGCCGAUGAGACUAUCGAGCAGUGCUCCGAGGAGCUUGAUACGCGUACCAAGGAGCUCGUUGAUCUCGAGGAGCAGGUCAAGACCGAAGAGGCCGAGCUCGCCAGCAUCCGUGAGGAGCUCAAAGGCAAGACGCAGGAGUUCUCGGACCAGAUUGCUACCAAGCAAAAGGCCCUCGAGCCCUGGACGGAGAAGAUCAACCAGAAGCAGUCGGCCAUUGCCGUUGCGGAAAGUGAGCUCAACAUCCUACAGGAAAAGGCCAACGCCGGUGCUGUCGCCAUCGAGGAGCUAAAAGGCAAGAUUUCGUCCGCCCAGGAGCACAGAGUGGCGAAGCAGAAGGAGCUCAAGGCCUGCGAAGCCGAAAAGGCCGGACUUCUCCAGGAAGCCGAGAGGAUGAAAUCGGAGCUGAAGGUGCUGGUCGAGCAAGAGCCUAAGAUGCGCAACAAGAUCUCGAAUGCCCGCCAAAAGGCCGACGAAGCCCGCUCUAACCUCGCCAGUACCCAGGCGAGGGGAACCGUCCUCACGGCCCUCAUGCGCAUGAAGGAAUCUGGUCGCAUCGACGGUUUCCACGGCCGUCUGGGAAGCUUGGGCACCAUUGACUCGCGGUACGACGUGGCCAUCUCUACGGCUUGUGCUGCUCUUGACAAUUUCGUGACGGAGACUGUCGACGCCGGUCAGCAGUGCAUCGAGCAUCUCCGCAAGAACAACCUCGGCCGAGGCAACUUCAUAUGCCUGGACAAGAUGCGAUCGCGCGACCUGUCGGCCAUCCAGACACCCGAAAAUGCCCCGCGACUGUUUGACCUGGUCCAGGCCAAGGAAGACAAGUUCCGUCCAGCCUUUUACCACGCGCUGCAGGACACCCUUGUGGCCAGCGACCUGGCCCAGGCCAACCGCAUCGCCUACGGCGCCAAGCGCUGGCGCGUGGUGACUCUGGCCGGGGAGCUGAUCGACAAGUCGGGUACCAUGUCUGGUGGUGGCGCGACUGCCAAGAAGGGACUCAUGUCGUCGAAGCAGGUGGCCGACAUCUCCAGGGAGCACGUCACACAGCUCGAGGAGGACCGGGACUCGUGGGAGGGCAAGUACCAGGAGUUCCAGGAGUACCAGAGGGAGUGCGAGACUCGUCUGCGCGAAAUCAGUGACAAGGUCCCCCGCCUCGAUACCGACAUGCAAAAGAUCACCCUCGAGCUCGAGAGCACCACGCGGAACUUGGGUGACCUCCAACGACGCGUUAAGGAAGAGGUGACCAAGCUCAACAGGGAAAUCGAGAAGCUCCACGGGGAGACGUCGAGUCUCGAGGCCGAGAUAAAGGCGCUGCAAGACAAGAUUAUGGAGGUUGGAGGUGAGAAGCUGCGUGCCCAGCGUGCGAAGGUAGACAGCAUCAAGGAGGAGAUUUCCUCGAACCAGGAGGAGAUCUCCAAUGCCGAAGUCAGAAGGGCCAAAGCCGAGAAGCAAAAGGUCAAGCUCAGCAAGGAUGUCGCCAAAGCCACCAAGGAGCUCAGCGCCGCAGAGCAGGAUCUCGAGAGUCUCGACCACGACGUCAACCACCAGGGCGAGAAGGCUGACGAGCUGCGCACUCGCGUCGAGGAGGCCGAGGAGGCUCUUGCAGCUACCAAGAAGGAGCUCAAGGCGCUCAAGACCGACCUGGACGAGAAGAUGUCUGAGCUCAAUGAAACACGCGCAGUCGAGAUUGAGAUGCGCAACAAGCUCGAGGAGAACCAAAAGGCCCUCACCGAGAACCAGCGCCGUCUGCGCUACUGGCAGGACAAGCUGUCUAAGAUUUCGCUGCACGAUAUCAAUGAGUUGACGGGAGGCCAAGCGCAAAGGCGGAAGAAGUCUCCCAAGGCACAGCCCCAGCCUCGGAAGCAGAAGCAACAGUCGGACGAAUCAGGCGAAGAGGGUAUCGAGGACGAGGAGAUGGAAGAUGCCUCAACGGGCGACGCAGACUCUGACAAGGACGUCGAAAUGGCCGAUGCCCAGUCCGAGGAAGGACAGGAGAAGGAGGCGGGCGAAGCCGAGGACAUGGAAGAGGGGGAGGACGGCGACGACGACGACCAGUCCAUCGUCGACCCGCAGCAGCUCCCCGUCUACACACCUGACGAGCUAGCGGACAUGAACAAAGACAAGCUCAAAGGUGAGAUUGCCGCGCUGGAAGAGAAGACGCAAAACGUCAACAUCGACCUAGCGGUGCUGGCCGAGUACCGCAAGCGGGUGGAAGAGUACGCUGCGCGAUCUUCAGAUCUCCAGGCAGCGAUCGAGCAGCGUGACGCGGGCAAGAAGCGGUGCGACGACCUGCGCCGCCUUCGCCUCGAGGGCUUCAUGGACGGCCUCAGCGUUAUCUCGCUACGCCUCAAGGAGAUGUACCAGCUCAUCACCAUGGGCGGAAACGCCGAGCUCGAGCUGGUGGACAGUCUGGACCCGUUCAGCGAGGGUAUCCAGUUUAGCGUCAUGCCGCCCAAGAAGAGCUGGAAGAACAUAAGCAACCUUUCUGGUGGCGAGAAGACGCUGAGCAGUCUAGCCCUCGUGUUUGCGCUACACCACUACAAGCCUACGCCGCUCUAUGUAAUGGACGAGAUUGACGCGGCUCUUGAUUUCCGCAACGUCUCCAUUGUCGCCAACUACAUCAAGGAGCGCACUAAAAACGCACAGUUCAUCGUCAUCUCCCUGCGCAACAACAUGUUUGAGCUGGCAGCCCGUCUCGUGGGCGUCUAUAAGGUCAACCACAUGACCAAGAGUGUGACGAUUGAGAACAAUGAUUACAUCCAGCGUCCUGGACGGCCAUCACAGUCUCAGCAGUCUCAGUCGUCGCAGCAGAGACCUGGGUCGAGCGCUAGUAGUGGCUUGACGACGACUUUGGCGAUGAGAUAA
Messenger RNA from Geosmithia morbida, 4554 nucleotides. Its product is annotated as structural maintenance of chromosome 4. Gene Ontology annotation, biological process: mitotic chromosome condensation. The transcript is spliced from 5 exons. Gene Ontology annotation, cellular component: chromosome. Gene Ontology annotation, molecular function: ATP binding; ATP hydrolysis activity; protein binding. The record is from RefSeq and is a predicted model, not a curated record. Lineage: Eukaryota; Fungi; Ascomycota; Sordariomycetes; Hypocreales; Bionectriaceae. The coding region runs from base 1 to 4554 and encodes 1517 amino acids.